This is a messenger RNA of Cutaneotrichosporon cavernicola, 1809 nucleotides long. RefSeq lists its product as uncharacterized. Gene Ontology annotation, biological process: peroxisome organization. Bases 1 to 1809 code for a protein of 602 amino acids. The record is from RefSeq and is a predicted model, not a curated record. Gene Ontology annotation, cellular component: peroxisomal membrane. NCBI's taxonomy places the organism in Eukaryota, Fungi, Basidiomycota, Tremellomycetes, Trichosporonales, Trichosporonaceae. The transcript has 2 exons.
AUGCCUGCAGGCGCGGCCGACGCCGUUCCGCCAGGCGGUCAGGCGCCCCUACCACCUCCUGACCUCAUGACCUCGCUCCCCGCACCCGUCCUUCGUCUCCUGAUCGUCUUUGCGGGUCCGAUCGCCGCCCUCCGCGCCGUCCUCGAAGUACUGCUCUGGAAGCCUGAGCGGCGCGUGCAGAGCUGGAUGUUCCUCCUCGCAUGGUGGUUCACGUGCCUUUCAGGCGCGUACGUGUUUGCCUGGCUGGCGCCACCACUUCUAUUCGCGCCCCUGCUUCCGCUGCAGCGGUUGCGCCUCGGCGAGCGUAAAAUGCCCGUACAAACGACACCGGCGCGCCCGGCAACCUCGGAGACCCUUCUCCAGACCCUUGGCGACGUGUAUAAGAUCCUGGCGCUCCUCCCACCAUCCCCCCUCCCGCCACUGUCCGCGACGUACGCACGGUUUCGCGCUCUUGGGGCGCGCCGCCUGGUCCGCGGCCUCGCCGUUAUCUGGGGUCUCUGGAUCGCGCUUGAUCACACACUCGGCACACGCGUCCUCGUCGCCCUUGUUGGAACCGGUCUCAUUCUCGCCCCAUCCCCUCCCCUCGCUCAGGUCGUGCACUUGGCCGGCAAGAGCCUCGCCGUCCGCCGCACCCUGGCCCUGGUAUUCCUCCUCAUCUUCGGGUCGCCCGACCGCGACUACCGUCUCGGCUCCCCGAUUGGAUGGCUCAAGAGCAAGUGGGUGAGCUCCAGGCGCCCAUCCACAGUUCUCGCCUCGAAGCCGGUCAAGGCGGUCGACUCACCAGCGCCCGCCGACCGCGCAGGCAAUCCCAUCUACUUCCGCUUCGAGCUACACGAAAAUCAGCGCUGGUGGAUGGGACUGGACUGGACGUCGGCUCUGCUCCCUCAAGAGCGCCCAAGUUGGUGCGACUCACAUCUCUUACCUGUCGCGCCGCCUCAAGCUUUCGCACUCCCCGCCCCCUCCUCCAUCGACCUGCCAGCACACACGCACACCGAACCGCGUGGAAUGCUGCGUCGAACCGCGACAUGGCGUUGGCUUGAUGAUGACUGGUCCGUCGUCAAGAAGGUCAAAGGUGCACCAGCGCCCUCUGACCCUACGCCUGUCGCGCCUCCUGCACCUGUGGCCCGACCCGCGCCGGGUCUUUUCUCACCCAGCGAUGGACGAUCACCGUCGAUCGCCGAGACAGCGUUUGCCAAGGGCCUCGGGAAGCUGAAGAGCGUCCCACUACCUGGUACUCCAGCGUCUUCUUCACCUGCGCCGGCCAAGGCCUCGACGGACUCGCGCCGACAGCGCACAGGCUCCGAGAGCACGGAUGCGUCGCAUGAGGAUGUAGUCAGCUCCGCGGCAGGACAGCCCGAAGGUUCGAUCCCAGAGGCCGAUGACGAGACGGACGCGGACGGGUGGGUGUACGGCGACAACAAGUGGGAGAACAUGACUGCCAGGGGUGGGCUGGGUAAGUUUACGCGUCGCAGGCGAUGGACGCGCCGCGCCGUCUGCACCGAGAGCGUGCACCGCAUUGCAGGGGCUCAAACGUCGUGCGACGAGGUCCCAGAAAGCGGGAGUGGGGCUGCUACCCCCAUGGCGCGCCGUUCAAGUGGUGGCGUGCUACGCGGGCCGGGGUCGUCACCCUCCAAGGCCGGCGCGACGACUGCGUCUUCCGUGACCAGCGACGAGCACAAGGAACACCGGCCCAUCGUCGCCCCGGUUCCAGCACCCUCGUCCAUCGUGCCGCCGGCCCGCACCAGCCUCGAUCGCGACCAGCAGCUCAAGCAGCGCCUCAAAAAGGCCAUGGGCAACAUGGGCGCAUAG